CUGAAUAUCGUCCACCAUUUUAUCUCACGUCCUCCUGCCUUUUUUCUUCCUUUCUUCUUCCUCCAACCAGCCGCAAACUUCCAAGUCGUCUUCAGACUCCCACACUCUUUUAAACCUUCGCAGCUCAGCCCAGCUCGCGUCAGCCCAACGGCAACUUUCACUCUUUUAUCAAUCCGCUCUCUUCUCGGUAUUCGUGGUUUUUAGUAAUUCCAACUCUUCACCCACCAACAUAUUCAAGAUGCGUUCUACUACUUUCGCCUCUGCCUUGGCCUUUGCUGCCUCGGCCUUCGCCCAGACUCCCGGUUACGCCGUCCUCACCUCUCCCGCUGAUGGUCAGAAGGUCCCCUCUGGCCAGACCUUCACCAUCCAGUGGCAGCCUGGCCAAUACACUGGCCCUGCUACCAUCACCCUUCUCGGUGGUGAGACUCCUACCACUCUGACUCCUGGCCCGGUCCUCGCAACUGUUGAGGUUUCUCAGGGUACCUUCUCCUGGAAGGUUGACUGUGCGCUCGGCACCGACAAGACCUACGGUAUCAGGAUCUCCUCUGUUGCCAACUCUGCGACUUUCCAGUACAGCUUCCCGUUCGCCAUCGCUGGUCCAUCGUGCAGCUCCGGUGCUGGAGAGACUCCCAAGAGCAGCGCCUCGGUCGCUUCGGUCGCCUCUAGCAGCACUGCUGCUGGUGGCUACCCUACUGAGGGCUACCCUACCCAAGGUUACCCUACCUUGCCCAGCAGCAGCAGCAGCAGCAGCUCCGUCAUCAGCUCUACUAGCAGCUCUGCUCCUCCCUCUUACCCCACGGCUCCCCCGGCGUACCCUACUGCUCCCGCCCCUAGCAGCAGCAGCACCGUCGUCAGCAACACCACCAUCGUUGUCAGCACUCCCAAGGUCCCGACCUACCCUACUGCGGUCACCUCCGGCAACCUGUCCACCACCGUUCACGUUCCCACCUACCCCACGACCAUCAUCACCAGCUCCAGCUACUCCGUUGUGACCCCUGUCCCUAGCGCCAGCGUCACCACCUCGGCCCCCCCCUCCAUCCCCACCGCUGGUGCCAGCAACGUUGCUGCCGGCUCCCUGGCCUUGGUCGGUGGUCUUGCUUUCGCCCUCCUCGGCAUGUAAGGUGGAAUCGCAUCUGUUUUCCGUUCGCGAUGACGUUUUUAAUAAAUUUGGUUGUUUUGCCGGCGAGAGCAAGGGAUUGGAACUAAUGAACUAAUUGACCACAUACCGAGAUACCUUUCUGAGUGGCACCGGCUGUAGAUGCGGGCAUUAGGUUGGAUACGAUGGAUAUCGUCAUACCACUGAAUAUGUCAAUAUAGGCAGCUGCUGUACCUGAAUAUACCCCCUAAAAACUCAUUGUUCUUUGUCUUCGUGUGCACGUGAUGUUGAGCUGGAUACCUGUUAUUUACCU
Molecule: messenger RNA, 1409 nt
Organism: Daldinia decipiens
Lineage: Eukaryota; Fungi; Ascomycota; Sordariomycetes; Xylariales; Hypoxylaceae
Product: Ser-Thr-rich glycosyl-phosphatidyl-inositol-anchored membrane family-domain-containing protein
Exons: 2
Coding region: 239-1120 (293 amino acids)
Source: RefSeq, a predicted model, not a curated record